Molecule: messenger RNA, 3374 nt
Organism: Macrosteles quadrilineatus (aster leafhopper)
Lineage: Eukaryota; Metazoa; Arthropoda; Insecta; Hemiptera; Cicadellidae
Product: serine/threonine-protein phosphatase 6 regulatory subunit 3-like
Exons: 21
Coding region: 364-2979 (871 amino acids)
Cellular component (GO): nucleus; cytosol
Molecular function (GO): protein phosphatase binding; protein phosphatase regulator activity
Source: RefSeq, a predicted model, not a curated record
GUCUUGUCUGUCAUGAAUCUGGAAGGAAGACGAAGUAGACGACCAAAACGAAAACUUUCAUAUAGUUAGUUUUAGUUUAGUAAUAAAGAUGGUAGAUGUUUCAUGUUAUUUAUAAAAAUAUUUAAAGUGCAUCGCAGUUUUAUUGUAUGGCUGUAAUCGACAUUUGAAGAUUUCAUUUCCUUAGUUUGUUAAAAUCAUUUAACUAUUGGAGUUUUGAUGAAUCAUUUUCAAGUGCAGCAGAAUAAUAAAACCUGAUAUUAUAACCUUUGUGGACGCAGUAGACCUGAAAGAUUGUUUGGAUGUUUCAUCGCUAAAAACCCAAUAGUUUCAAAUCAGCUGGUGAAAAUCCACACAGUUUAAAAGAUGUUUUGGAAUUAUAAUCAGUCUUCUUCUCCUCAAAUAGACAAUGUAUUCUGCAAAGAGGAUCUCACCCUACAAGAGCUUUUGGACCAGGAAAAUAUCCUUCAAGAACUCAAAUCUCAAAAUAAAAAACUGAUUGAAUUCUUAGUCAAGCCCGAGGUCCUGUUUGAGCUUGUGACGCUGAUUGUGACAGAACCCCCGGAGGAGCUGCCAGAAGCUGAACGUUACAAACACUCCAACAUUGCCUGUGAACUCCUCACCACCGACAUUCCUUCCUUCACGGAGAACCUAGUAAAAGACGCUACUCUCCUUGCCAAGCUUUAUUCAUUCCUAGAAACUGAUCCUCCGCUUAACCCGCUUCUCGCUUCAUUCUUCAGCCGGACAAUGGGAGUCCUUGUGGCACGCAGGACGGAACAGAAUUGGUACUCGUACCAGUUUACGUGUCUGCAAGUCCUUGAGUUUCUUAAGACAAAGGAAGGCAGUGUGUCAAUGCUUCUGAAGCACCUUGGCACUUCGGCUAUCAUGGACCUCACUCUCAAACUGGUCACUCAAGUUGAGGGCGAUGAAAUGAAACUGAACAUACUGAAUUUUUUGGCGGCUCAAGGACUUGUGGAGAUGCUGAUAGAAUCGUUGUCUCCCGAGGCAGAACCAAGUUCUAACUUCAAUGCAGCUUUGCUGCUGUCAGACAUCAUCAUCAAGUCAAGAGAGUCAGGUUUUGAGAACAAAUCUGAGCUAGACCCUAUUCUCUCCUGUCUUGAGUCAAGUGAGACAAUAAAGAAGAUACUAGAAGUGAUGUUUAGCGGAGGACGGAAAGAGAGCAGCUUGAUAGGAGGUAUUGCCGUGUUACUGACCUUGCUGGAGCCCAUCAAACUGGUAGGCGCUGGUAGCCUGGACUCUGGUGGGCUUGCUCUCAACUACGGUGGAGAGGGGGGAGGGGGUGGAGCACCAGGGGAGUCCCCUGCCCCCUCCCCUCCACCACCUGUCACUCUCUCUACAACUGAGGCUAUCAUUCCUUACUUGACACAAUUCCAUGAUCUCCUACUCAACCCACCUCAGAAGCCAGCAGUGAAGAUGACCUGUGGACAGGUAGACCCCCCACUAGGCAACACCAGACUGAACGUCAUCAAACUGUUGGUGGCCCUCAUAGCCACUCAUAACCAACAAGUGGCUGAACAAUUGGUGGCUUUGGACACCAUACAAGUGCUCUUGGACAUGUUCUUCAGAUAUAGCUGGAACAAUUUUCUCCACACCCAAGUUGAGAAGUGCCUAACCACUGCCAUGCUAGUGGACCCCUCCCCUACAGACGUCCCAGCAGACAACUUGCUGCUUCACAAUAUUUUUAUCAAGUGCCGCCUGUUAAACAGGAUUAUUGAAGCUUGGAAAGAGAAUGAAGUUGAACAGUCCAAACAAGGUGGCUGCAGGAAAGGUUAUAUGGGUCACCUGACCAGAUUGUCCUUCACCAUAAACUCCUACUGGGACAAGGGGCUAGGGACAUUCAUCAAGACCAACGUCCCCGAGGACCAGCUGACUGCCUGGCAGGAGUUUACUGAUGGAGAACUGGCUGAGAUCAAGGCCCAACGUGAGAUUCCUCUGGGAGGUAAACACCCAGCGCAAUCCACCUCUGAAGACGACGAGAAAAACUUCCGCAACAUUCCUUUCCAGCAAGACACCCAACUCCAACAGCUUUACACCGAGUACCAAACCCAACAGAUGUCAUCACAGUUCAUUGAGAACUUCGGAUAUCAUGAGUCGGAGUUCAAUGACCCUGAGGAUAAUAUGGGUCCGUCAGUGGACAGGUUGGCCAACCUAUCGUUCAGUGUGACGGACGACGAGGAGCUGGAGAAACAGGCAGAGAUGUUCCAACAGGUGUGUAGCAGACGACUACAGUUCCUGGACGGAGACAAUGAGGACAAUGAAGAGGACGUGUGGGCAGACACCAACAACGGGCCACCCAGGGUGUGGAACGGAGGUGAGGAGAUUGCCAACUACAACAGUUCGGAUGAUGAGGAGAGACCUGGUCCAGAGGGGAGGGAAGAGGCUCACAUGGAUAUAGACACAGCUGACCCUUGGGCCAGUUUAGCCAGUGCUGUCUCACUGCCAGUGGAAGGUCCUGCCAACCCCUGGGGCGACGGCGAGUCUACCCCUGCCGAAGAAGUAGGCUGGGCAAAUUUUGACACCAACUUCAGUGCCACUUUUGACAGCAACUCAACUUCAACACAAGCUGUUGAACAAGUGGCCUCCUCCAACGAGCUUAGCAGUGUGAUGGUUGUUUCUGCUGAAAGCAGGAGUGAACCUCUAGGUGCAAGCUCAACAGAGGAGAGUGAGCCUGAUAAAAAAGAUGACAAUGCCAACGUGAGCCUUAGUGCUGGUGACUCAAAAUCGAUAGAUAAAGAACAACUUAUUGAUAACUUUAGGUUCCUUUCCAGUCAGGGUCUUAUAGCUGAUAAACCGGAGUCUUCUCCUUCAACAGAGCUUUAUCCUUCAACGGAGCUUUCUCCUUCAACGUCCACAACUGAGGACGUCACCUCAAACCCCUGUGAUAGUUCUGCAGGUCAGGACGUUUCUGAGGACGUAGCAGACAGCCCCGCGCCCCCCGCCUCUGCAGUGGAGCCUGUUUGAUACCCCCCACCACAACCCCACCUGGCAUAUCAACGUGUCUUGUUCUGUAAACUGUCGCGGACAGUUUGUCACUUGUGUAUAAUAUUUUUAUUGUUCUAUACAGGAAAUAUGGAAAGUCGAUCGAUUGUUACGAAGCGAUAUAUUUGUUACCGAAUAGAGAUUUACAUUUGGUUAUGUAUAAAAGUGUAAUAAAUUGUUUUUAUUGAAGAGCUUCUGUACAGAUAGGACUGGAUUUAUAGAUCACAAACUGUGCUCAAAACACUUGUUUUUUACCUCCAUUCCCUUCCAGUUCCCACUUUUCCUUGUUGCAUGGUUAUUGUAUAUUUUUAUGCUCCCUGCAAAGCGCUACAUUGUUUAUUUUUAAACAGGCAAACAAGUAAAGAGGUUAUCACUUA